Messenger RNA from Dromiciops gliroides (monito del monte), 921 nucleotides. RefSeq names its product olfactory receptor 8B8-like. Gene Ontology annotation, molecular function: olfactory receptor activity; odorant binding; G protein-coupled receptor activity. The record is from RefSeq and is a predicted model, not a curated record. Gene Ontology annotation, cellular component: membrane. Gene Ontology annotation, biological process: G protein-coupled receptor signaling pathway; sensory perception of smell. NCBI's taxonomy places the organism in Eukaryota, Metazoa, Chordata, Mammalia, Microbiotheria, Microbiotheriidae.
AUGGCCAAAGGGAAUGACUCCUCAGUGACAGAAUUUUUUCUUGCAGGUUUAACAGACCGACCAGAGCUCCAGCUCCUUCUCUUUUUCCUGUUUUUAGUGAUCUAUGUGGUCAGUGGUUUGAUCACUCUGAUUAGACUGAAUUCCCAUCUUCACACACCCAUGUACUAUUUCCUCUUUAAUCUGUCCUUCAUAGAUCUCUGUUACUACUCUGUCAUCACCCCCAAAAUGUUAAUGAACUUUGUAUCAGAGAAAAAUGUCAUCUCCUAUUCAAGGUGCAUGGCUCAGCUGUAUUUCUUUUGUUUCUUUGGACUUUCUGAAUCUUUGCUUUUGUCGGCCAUGGCCUAUGAUCGUUCCAUUGCUAUCUGUAACCCAUUACUUUAUACCAUCACAAUGUCCUCUCGGGUUUGCUCCCUACUAGUGUCUGGUGUAUAUGUGUUGGGGUUUGCUGGUACCACGGCCCACACAGGAUGCAUGCUGAGACCGUCAUUCUGUGACAACAAUAUCAUCAACCACUCCGUGUGUGACAUACUUCCCAUCCUGGAGCUUUCCUGCACUAGCACCUGUGCCAAUGAAUUAGUGGCUUUCAUUGUUGCCAGCAUUGACAUUGGAAUGAUCAGUGCCACCAUUUUCACAUCUUAUGCUUUCAUAUUUUCCACUAUCCUUCACAUCACCUUCUCUGGUGGCAGGUCUAAAGCCUUCAGCACUUGUAGUUCCCAUAUAAUCACUGUUUCUCUUUUCUUUGGUUCAGGAGCUUUCAUGUACCUCAAACCUUCUUCAAUUGGGUCUAUGGACCAAGGAAAAGUAUCCUCUGUGUUCUAUACCAUUGUAGUGCCUAUGCUAAAUCCCCUGAUCUAUAGUUUAAGGAAUAAAGAUGUCAAAUUGGCCAUGAGGAAAAUCAUGAGACAAAGAAUGAUCCUCUGA